UGGAAUAGUUACGACAAUUAGUUUAAUUUGCAAAGCUCGUAUAAUGACGCAGAUCGAUGUCGAUCCAUACUGAUUCAAUUAUGGCGAGAUACACGCAACCUCCCUUUCUUAGCAUCAAAGCUCCUCACCCUCUCACCUCACCUGCUCCACUUCGUCUUCCUCCUCCUCCUCGCGCUAGCUCGAUCGAUCGCCCGCCAUGUCGUCCAAGAAGAUCGUGAUCAAGGUGGACUUCGUCCGGGCCAAGUGCAAGGCCGUCGCCAUGACCGUGGUGGCCAAGAUCCCAGGGGUGAAGUCGCUGGCGGCGGACGAUGAGAAGGGGACGAUGACGGUGGUGGGGGAGGUGGACGUGGUGCAGGUGGUGGGCGAGCUCCGCAAGGCCAAGUUCGCGGCGGAGGUCGUCAGCGUCGAGCCGGAGAAGAAGCCCGAGGCGCCCAAGAAGCCCGACGACCCUCCCAAGAAGCCCGACCCGCCGCCGCCCUGCCCACCGCCGCCGCCGCCGUGCUGCCCCGGCUGCAACUCCUGCCGCCCCGCCUGCCAGUGCGCCGCCGCCCCCGGCGGCGGCGUCGUCCUCUACGAGGUGGAGGCCGAUGGCUACGGCUGCAUCAUCGCCUGAUUUUUUUUUCUCCUUCUCUGAUUAAUUAAUUAAUUACUACUACUCGACCAUUGGGACCAUUUUCUCUUCUUUUUCUUUUUGAAAUUAAAUUAAGAUUAAGCUUCUUGGUUAUAUAUAUAUAUAAAAUAUACAUAUAGUCAGAUUGUCAAGAUGUAGACUUUCUUGUACAUUUCGCUAGAAAAAAAAGUGAUAAUUAAGGGGGGAAAUGUCUACGUACCUACCAAUGGUAUGGGUGUUUUUCUUCAGUGUUGAUUUUUUUAAUUAAUUAUUAUGUACUUGCAUGCAUGACACUAAACACCCAUCCAGGUAGCUAGUAUCAAAUGUAUUAUAAUUCACAUUGUAGUAUUGUACAAAAAAAAAUCAGAAAUAAUGUUAUGGUUCAUGAUGGGCGA
Messenger RNA from Oryza sativa Japonica Group (Japanese rice), 1005 nucleotides. Its product is annotated as heavy metal-associated isoprenylated plant protein 43. The record is from RefSeq and is a predicted model, not a curated record. Lineage: Eukaryota; Viridiplantae; Streptophyta; Magnoliopsida; Poales; Poaceae. Gene Ontology annotation, molecular function: metal ion binding.